This is a messenger RNA of Sinocyclocheilus rhinocerous, 2116 nucleotides long. RefSeq names its product mitoguardin-1-like. The record is from RefSeq and is a predicted model, not a curated record. Lineage: Eukaryota; Metazoa; Chordata; Actinopteri; Cypriniformes; Cyprinidae. Gene Ontology annotation, biological process: mitochondrial fusion.
AGAGGGAUUAAGGCAUCAUGACCGAGGACCUGUUAAGAAACACACAGGUGUCCAUGAAGCUGGCCGCUUUGCGCUUUAUGGACUUGCCACUGUCAGUCUAUUACUCCCUUCCACAGGUGAGUCUGAGCACCGGCACCAAGAAGCUCUUUGUCGCAACUGCCUUCGGCGCGGUCUCCCUUAUCUACCUCGCCCGGCGCCUCAGGAGGAGGAAGGGCAAGAAAAAAGCCAGUUCGCCUGUAGAGCAGGAAACGUUCGAGUUCCUCAACACUGUCCCAUUGAAAAAAGAGACGGAGUGUCAGAAUCUCCCUCUUAACUCAAAGAACUGCUACUCGUGUAAUGUGGUGUCCAGUGGUAGCCUGUACAGCAAGCUUUCGGGCUCCCUGCUGAGCCUGGCCUCCGUGAGGAGCAGGCACUCCUCCGGUAGCUCCACCUGUGCUAAUGGCUCCAGUUGCUGGGACGGAGCAGGAGAUGACAAUGACGUCUGUAACGUGCUCAACAUCCCCGUCACGACUCCAGAGAACCUCUACCUGAUGGGAAUGGAGUUGUUCGAGGAGGCCCUGCGGCGCUGGGAACAGGCGCUAACGUUCCGCAGCAGGCAAGCGGAAGAUGAGGAAAACUGUGCGUCCGUCAAGCUGGGAGCUGGAGAUGCCAUUGCAGAAGAAAGCAUGGAGGACAUCAUCAGUGUAGAUUUCAUUCGAAAGCUGGAGUCCCUGCUACAGAGAGCCUAUCGGCUUCAGGAGGAGUUUGAGGGAGCGCUGGGAAUGACAGACCUUUCAACACAUCCUACUAGCGACAAGCACAUGGAUCUCUCCGUGCGGGAGGACUUGGAGGACACCUGUCUGAGAGAUUCAAUCAGCAUCGCCUCAACAGAUUCCUUCGUCUCUGCUGCAGAGUUAUCUGAGCACAGAGAGAUGAGGAGUGCCCAUGCGCUAGAGUCACUGUGUCAUCACCCCUUCUAUGAGGAUGCCCUGCAGAUGGCUGAGGAAGGAAAGAUCUCCUGCCGAGUGCUAAGAACUGAAAUGCUUGAAUGUCUUGGAGACACUGACUUCCUGGCAAAGCUGCACUGUAUACGGCAGGCGUGUCAGGUCAUCUUAUGUGAAAGAGCCACUAGAGCAUUUCUGGCUGACACAGGAAAGAAGAUAUUGUCUUCAAUUAUUGUCAAAGCAAGGAAGAGCCCAAAGAGAUUUGAGGAGGUGUUUGAAGAAAUGAUCUGUUUUCUGGAGCAAACGGACCAUUGGGAGAACACUGAAAUUGAGCUUUCUGCAAGAGGGGUUAAACAUCUGAACUUCUAUGACAUUGUUCUCGACUUCAUCCUUAUAGACUCAUUUGAGGAUCUUGAGAAUCCACCUAUCUCUAUUCAAAAUGUGGUCAACAAUCGUUGGCUCAACAACUCUUUCAAAGAGACGGCUGUUGCAUCAAGUUGUUGGGCUGUUCUGAAACAGAAGAGGCAACAUAUGAAGGUUCAAGAUGGCUUCAUUGCGCAUUUCUAUGCAGUGUGUGAACACAUAAGUCCUGUCUUGGCCUGGGGGUUUCUAGGCCCUAAAAGUUCCCUGCAUGAUUUCUGCUGCUUCUUCAAGGAACAGGUGCUGUUCUUCAUGAAGGACAUUUUCGAUCUGGAUAAAGUACGUUACGUAACUCUGGACACUCUGGCUGAGGACAUCCUGCACUUGCUUCACCGACGCUCUGAACUGCUUCUUGCCUAUCUGGGCACUGACAUGAUCCGUCACCUAAACGGCUGUAGUGGCACACCUUUGCACCUGGUAGCCAGUGCUUUGCUGGAAGCACAGGUUCAGUGAGCUACAUCCGUCUGUCACACCCUCCACAUUUUCAUGGAUGUUACCUACAGCUGCUGAGUCCACUGUGCAUCAUGACUCUUGUCUUUUAAGUCAUUAUUAGUGUCAUGUCAAUGCAUUGUAAAGUUUGUCUAGCAUUUAAAAUGAAGUGGAUAAGAAUGGACAGAGAUGUUUAUUUUAUAUGCCUUCCAUGUGGUAUUAAAGUAGCUUUAAUUUUAUACUUUUGAGGGAUUUGCACAAUGAAUGAUCAGAAUUUUUGGGUCCUUGAUGUUUUGAGACUUGAAAGCUUUAACUCAGUUUUAAGUAUGAGUAUUUUAAUAGUU